ACCCGGGGGCAGGCCCAGUCCGCCCACCGCAGGAAGGAGCCUUCAAAAGGUCCUUAAGAGGAAGCAGAGUCUUCAGGUUCUUAGAGCAAAGGCUUGAUGAUCCAAAAAAGUCACUCACAGUGGUCAGGAGAGCUGAAUUUUAAUCCUCUGGCCAAAACACUGUGUAACCUUGGACCAGUGCUCUGCCCUCGGUAUCUCUGCCUGUCUGCACUAUGGAGUUAAAAACUACACAGUGCUUGUACGGACGCUGCAAGAACGAGGAUGACUGGUUUGGUUUUGUGUGAACCAACAGAGCUUUACAACAUCUUGAAUCAGGUCACAAAACUAUCCAGAUUAACUGAACCCAACUAUCUCUGUUUAUUGGAUGUGCGUUCCAAACGGGAGUAUGAUGAAAGCCAUGUGAUUACAGCCCAUCUCGUGAAGAAGAGGGCAGGUGAAUAUCUUGUCCCGGAGUCUGUGGAUCUGGAGUGUGUGGAAUACUGUGUGGUGUAUGAUAACAGCACCAGCUCCCUGAAGGGAAUCCUAAAAGGUGACAGUGGUGAUGACAACACUGAUGAAGGCGAUCAAGGAAUUGUGCUUGGAGCUGCCAUUGAGUGUGGCAGAACCCUGACUCACCUCACCCGCCACCCCAUCCAUAUCCUGAGAGGAGGCUACGAGAGCUUCUCGGCCAUGUACCACUUCUUCCGGACACAGAAGAUCAUCUGGAUGCCGCAGGAACUGGAUGCCUUCCAACCAUACCCUGUUGAGAUAAUGCCAGGCAGGAUCUACCUGGGAAAUUUCAGGCAAGCCUGCGACCCUAAAAUUCAGAAGGAUUUGAAAAUCAAAGCACAUGUCAACAUCUCCAUGGAGACAGGGCCAUUUUUUGUAGGUGACGCCAACAAGCUUCUGCACAUCCAGAUAGAAGAUUCCCUGGAAGCCAACAUUACACCCUUUUUACGCCACCUCUGUCACUUCAUUGAAGUUCACCUGGAGCUUGGCUCUGUCAUCCUGGUCUUUUCCACCAUGGGCAUCAGUCGCAGCUGUGCGGCCAUCUUGGCCUACCUUAUGCACCAAAAUGAGCAGACCCUGAAGAGGUCCUGGGCCUACGUCAAGAAGUGUAAAACCAACAUGCGUCCAAAUCGGGCUUUGGUGGCUCAGCUGUCAGAGUGGGAGAAGGUUGUCCUUGGAGACAUCGUCACAGACAUCUUGGAUCCACUCUACUGAUUUUCUCUGUGGCUCAGCUAUGGGUCCAGAAGAACCUGCCUUGGGAGCUUUUUGUGGGUAGUGGGCCAGGGUGUGUAACCAGGAAUGAGAAGGCCUUUGCUGCCUGGAGCCUUUGUGUCAGCCUCCCGCAGUGGUUCUUCCCAGGUUCCUCAUUUGUGCCAGCACAGGAGGUGCUCAGACUCAGCGAGAACCCCCAUCCCUGGGGCAUCCUGGACCCACCCCCACUGCACUCCUGAGGCUGCUUCUGGAGGAGCAUCUGGCUGCCAGAGCAGCUGCCGCUCAUGUCCCCCAUAACAUGGACCCUUUGGAGGCUGCCUGGUGGGAGCUCCAAGGGUUCCCCCAGCCUUGUGUUGCUCCACAGUCACAAUGCCCAUCCAUGGGUGGAGAUCCCCCAGCCCCAGAGAUGCCAAGCUCAGCCUUGGCUCAGGCUGCAGACUUCACAGCUUUGAGAGGCUCCUGGCACAAGGGCAUACCCUUGCCUCAUCCCCAGUUUCAGCACUCCCUACUGCUCCAUCACCUGUACAGAUGUCCUUUCCUUGCUCCUCACUCAUUUUUGCCUGGCUGUGUUCACCAAGAAGAGAUUCUCACCCUCCCAUCCCUCACAACUAGGUUUCUAGAAAUUCCUCCGGUCUCAAAAGGAAUUUUCCUGUGACUGUACUUCUGAGUGCUGGCAGCGCCCACAGAACGAGCCUGGAGUCAGGAGACAAGGGGACUGAUGGAGAAUUUAACAUGUCGGUCCAUGUUCAUCCAGCAAACAUUCCCUGACACCUGGGCAGGGCUGAGGACAUACAGGUGAAUGCCAUGUUGCCUCCUAGGACUCUUUGCAGAGGGUUAGAGUAGCACUCCCCCGUGCCCCAACAGGAGCCCACGCCCUCAAAGAGUGGGGUUUUGCCAGAGGGGUAAGGGCUUUUCAGGCAGUGCAGGCUUUAGUCAGGACUUGAACUGGAACAGAGCCUGGGGUGGCUGCAGAGCGAUGGCUUAGGGACCUCCUGGCAGGAAGGGCAGAGCCAUUGGAAAGUUUUCAGCAGGGACAUGGUGGGGAUUCGCUUUGUGUUUUAGGGCAGUCUGGUGGCUGUGGGAAGGGACACUAGCGGUGAACUUGGAGACAGGGAGACAGUAAAGGGGCCCUUGUAAAAAUCCAAGCGAGAUAAGAGGCUCGGAAUUCCCUCCCUGCCAAAGAGCAGCUUCCCAAGGGAGAAAGUGUUUGAGGCAGGUGGCACCUCCCUGUGCCUUGGUUUAUUCCCUGCCUGACAGGCAAGGACACUGCUGGCUGCACCACACAGUUGGCGCCACCGGGAGUGCCCCGGUUGGGGGCUGCCACCGCCCUCCA
Messenger RNA from Balaenoptera acutorostrata (minke whale), 2533 nucleotides. It is a transcript of the gene STYXL1, whose product is annotated as serine/threonine/tyrosine interacting like 1. The record is from RefSeq and is a predicted model, not a curated record. The transcript is spliced from 9 exons. The coding region runs from base 262 to 1203 and encodes 313 amino acids. Gene Ontology annotation, biological process: negative regulation of cytoplasmic stress granule assembly; positive regulation of intrinsic apoptotic signaling pathway; protein dephosphorylation. Gene Ontology annotation, cellular component: mitochondrion. Gene Ontology annotation, molecular function: protein phosphatase inhibitor activity; pseudophosphatase activity; protein phosphatase binding. Lineage: Eukaryota; Metazoa; Chordata; Mammalia; Artiodactyla; Balaenopteridae.